CCUGCAUAUUCCCUCUCCCUCCCUCCCUCUCUCUCUUCCUCUCCCUCUGUCUAUAUGACCACAAGUCUCUUAAGCGAUCCCACCAUGCUACUUUCAACACCAGAGGUCAUGAUCGCCUCUCACCAGCCGUCUCCAGCGUCAAUAACACAAAUCUCCUAUGAGGAGCCAGAGCAGGUGACAUGUGACUGCUGCGGAUUAACCGAGGAGUGCACACAAUCUUACAUAGAGAUGAUCAGAGAACAUUACAUGGGUAAAUGGAUAUGUGGUCUCUGUUCUGAAGCUGUGAAGUACGAGGUUAUAAGAACAAAACGUUUGCUAACUACAGAGGAAGCCAUGGCAAGACACAUGAACAUGUGUUAUAAGUUCAAAUCCUCAAGCCCACCUCCUAAUCCGACCGGACGUUUGAUCUCUGCUAUGACGCAGAUCUUGAGAAGAAGUUUGGAUUCUCCAAGGAUGCUCAGAUCAAUGCCUAGUAUUCCUUCUAAUGACAAAGAUGGUUAUUGUGUUUCAAAUGUUUUGUCUAGGUCCGAUAGCUGCUAGACUCAAAGAAAAGUUAAAAAAAAAAGUUUUAACCGGUUGAUAACCGUUUGGUUUAGGGAUCACCACCUGGAAAAGAUCCGGUUUUCAGAUUUGAAUUUUUCAUCAGUAACCAAGAUUGGUCUCUGUAUGAAUUUGUUUUUGCCGGAUUUGUGCACCUGUGGAAUUUUUUGGGCUAAAUGCUAAUAACUUUGAAGGUUCGGACU
This is a messenger RNA of Brassica oleracea var. oleracea, 743 nucleotides long. RefSeq lists its product as uncharacterized. The record is from RefSeq and is a predicted model, not a curated record. The transcript has a single exon. Lineage: Eukaryota; Viridiplantae; Streptophyta; Magnoliopsida; Brassicales; Brassicaceae. The coding region runs from base 55 to 540 and encodes 161 amino acids.